AUGACCAGAGGACUCACUUUUUUUAAUAAGCUGCUUGAGAACGUGUUGAUAAAAUAUGUGGUGACACAUCGCGUUGCUACACCAUAUCACCUUCAAACUAAUGGGCAAGCAAAGAUCGCUAAUAAGGAGAUUAAAAAGAUACUGGAGAAAACAGUGAAGCCUAGUCGAAAGGAUUGGGCCACAAGAUUGGAUGGUGCACUUUGGGCACAUAGGACAACUUACAAAGCACCUAUAGGUAUGUCACCUUUUAGGGUGGUUUUCGAAAUGGCUUUUCAUCUACCUGUGGAGAUUGAACAUCGGGCCUAUUGGGCCAUCAAAGCUUGCAACAUGGACUUGGAAGAAGCAGGGAAAGAGUGA
This is a messenger RNA of Vigna unguiculata (cowpea), 357 nucleotides long. RefSeq lists its product as uncharacterized. NCBI's taxonomy places the organism in Eukaryota, Viridiplantae, Streptophyta, Magnoliopsida, Fabales, Fabaceae. The record is from RefSeq and is a predicted model, not a curated record. Gene Ontology annotation, molecular function: nucleic acid binding.